AUGUCACUGAAAACCGACCCUUCCAAGUUUCUCAGCUCCAUCAUCGGCAGCUCUGUGGUCGUGAAACUCCACAACGGUGUGCAGUACAAAGGCAAUCUUUCGAGCAUAGAUGGUUUUAUGAAUGUUGCCUUAGACGGAGCCAAAGAGAUGAUUGGUGAAAAGGAAGGUAAAAAUUACAACGAUGUCUUCAUCAGAGGCAACAACGUCUUGUACAUUAGCGAGUUUUAG
Candidozyma auris is the source of this 228-nucleotide messenger RNA. RefSeq names its product U4/U6-U5 snRNP complex subunit LSM6 (gene LSM6). The transcript has 2 exons. Bases 1 to 228 code for a protein of 75 amino acids. The record is from RefSeq and is a predicted model, not a curated record. Gene Ontology annotation, molecular function: RNA binding. Lineage: Eukaryota; Fungi; Ascomycota; Pichiomycetes; Serinales; Metschnikowiaceae. Gene Ontology annotation, biological process: maturation of SSU-rRNA; mRNA splicing, via spliceosome. Gene Ontology annotation, cellular component: sno(s)RNA-containing ribonucleoprotein complex; U4/U6 x U5 tri-snRNP complex; nucleolus.